UCCAAGGCAAAUGGCCAGUCGUGUGUGGAACUCGGCUACGAUCGGUUGGUUUUUGGCUUUUGGCUUUUGCUCUGCAGCUCAGUGCUCCUCGCUACUCGCUCCUCACUUCUUCUUGAUCGUUUUCGGGCGGUUUUCCAAUCGAAACGUACCAAAAAUCGCACACAUAAAGACACAUUAUAUAAACAGAAGAUCUACAACACCUUAAUGCAUACGCGCACACCUCUCCCACUAUAAAUAGCCCACCGAAAUCGGUAAAUAAAUAAAUCGGAGAGCGGCAAAGUAAAAGUUCUAGGAAGAAAAUCUAAUUGCGACUUUGCGAAAAAGAUGGUGAAAUAAACGAAACAAUUUUAAUAUAAUGAGAGAAACGCACUCGAUACAAUAAACGCGCAUACUUAACCAAUCCCUAACAACAAGAACAGUUAAUUGACGAAAUCGAACUGCAAAGUGAAAUGUUGGCGAGAUGUGUUUUGUUCGUCACCUGGCUGGCGGUCUUCGUUGCGACUGGGAAAAGUGAUGAUCAGUUGAUGAAGCUCCCCGCCUGCGCCGCCAAACAGGGCGAGUGCGAUGAUAACGAGGGUCCCGUCUGCGGCACCGACGGCCAGACCUAUCCCACCAGGUGUCACCUGCUGCGGGCGCAGUGCGGCGGCCACCAGGUGAGCCUCAAGUACAGCGGAUCCUGCAAUGCAUGUUUGGAGGCGGUAAAGUUCGCCCGUCGUCAAAAGGAACGUGAUCCCGGAUACUUUGUGCCCAGGUGCAGGAAGGAUGGCAACUUUGCGGCGAAGCAGUGCUACGGGAACAACGGAUGCUGGUGCAGCGACAGCCAGGGCAGGCCCAUCGAGGAUGACUCCAAUAAAUUCCGGCGGAACGGAAAGCUCCGCUGCAGAUCUAAUCGACGCGAUCGCCGCCGCCUGGCAUCACAUCAGAUUGGCUAUAGUCCGGAUACCUCCGCCUCCAAGGGCAGUGCAGAGACAGGAUCUUCUGCCCACCGACCCUGCAGCAAGUCCGAUCGGCAGAUGUUCAACACUAAUCUGAUGCGCAUGAUCCGCAACGAGGCCCAGAGCUUUUUCCGCCAACCCUCGCUGUCGGAUUCCCACAUAUUGGAGUGGAAGUUCUCCAAACUGGACACGAAUGGCAACAAGUUGCUUGAUCGCCAGGAAGUGAGGGAGCUGAAGAAGGUCCUCAGGCGGCAUGUAAAACCUCGAAGAUGCGGACGCACCUUUGGCAAAUACUGCGAUGUCACCAAGGAUGCAAAUCUCAAUUGGCUGGAGUGGAGCAUCUGCUUUACCAAAGAGUUUAACAACCGUAGUGCUGUCGUUGCCCUCCUGCCCAGCAGUGCAGCUACCGCCCCGCCGCACUCCACCCACUACAGCAUCCACAAUACGAACCACCGAGGUCAUACCAAUACCAAUAUUAUAGGUAGUGGCCACAGUCCGCACUCGUACUCCGAGGAUGUAAGUGGCAGUGAUGAGCACGAGGAAAACUACGAGGACAGCGGGACGGGCUACGGAGGAGAAGAGGAGGACUCGCAGGGUGCAGAUCUGCCCAGCUCACGAACCCACAUCCCAUCAUUAUAUAUGCUCAACUCGAAGCCGGAGGCGACGAGCCAGGACAUAGAAGGCGAGUCCAACUGCUGGAUAGACCAGUCGAUGACGCGUGAGGAGCAGGGCCAUGGCGGAAAGAACGUUCUAUUCGUGCCGCAGUGCCUGCCGGAUGGUCGCUACCAGCGCAUCCAGUGCUACUCCUCCACAUCCACCUCGUACUGCUGGUGUGUCAACGAGGACACGGGCAAGAGCAUUCCGGGCACAUCGGUGAAGAACAAGAAGCCGCAGUGCGACGAAAGUGUGGUGGUGCGGCCGAUGAAAGGAUGCACCGAACCGCGCAAGACGCAGUUCCUCAAGGAGCUGAAGGCCUACCUCAACUCAUCCCUUCUGCCGAGCAUCACCACCGGCACCAAUUCCAGUACGUGGAAGUCAGAAGAUGAGCGGAUUGCCACAUUGAGCUUUGUCGUUCUGGACAAGAACAAAAAUAAGUCGUGGGAUCGGCGAGAGUGGAAGAACUUCCGCGAUCUUGUCACCAGUGCGAGCAAUCUGCGCAGAUGUGGCAAGAAGAUGCCGCGCUACUGCGACGUCAAUGGGGACAAGAAGAUCUCGCUGCCCGAGUGGCUCAACUGCCUGCAAGCAACUCCGCGGGAAAGUGCCACCACAGCCAAGCCGGCACAGUCAAAUGAGACGGCCAGCCCAAAACUCCAGGGAUUUAAUCCGCUGGAGCGAUAUCUGAAAGAUUAACUGGGAAUAAGUAACUUCCCAUCCGUGCUGCUGCUGCUACUACUCAUUAGAUGCCAUGACACACACAAAACCACACGAAAACACUCACCAGACUCCACCACUCAAAAUAGGGAGGGUCGGUUUUUUGGAUUAAUAAGCUGUAAACUAUGCUUAGGGACAUUUUUUUUUCUUUAAGAAAUACAAUUUCUAGCUAAAGAUAAAUUAUAAUUUUUACAUAUCUCACAAUUUUUAUACAAUUA
Drosophila elegans is the source of this 2524-nucleotide messenger RNA. It is a transcript of the gene magu, whose product is annotated as SPARC-related modular calcium-binding protein 2. Gene Ontology annotation, biological process: extracellular matrix organization. Bases 450 to 2285 code for a protein of 611 amino acids. The transcript is spliced from 10 exons. The record is from RefSeq and is a predicted model, not a curated record. Lineage: Eukaryota; Metazoa; Arthropoda; Insecta; Diptera; Drosophilidae. Gene Ontology annotation, molecular function: protein binding; heparin binding; extracellular matrix binding. Gene Ontology annotation, cellular component: basement membrane.